GAUGCCCCAACAGUUGCAUCAACCCUGAGGAAUGCAUGAUUCUUUAUGGUGAUGACCAGGGGUGUGUGAAUAUCUUGCUUUUGUCUUCUGUGAGGGAACUCCUGCGAAUGUGGAAGAAACUGUCAAAAGUUGAAAACCUGCCUACUACUGGCAUUGAGAAUGCUAUUCUUUCACCAAAUGUGACUUACAUUCGUUGGAAAGUGCAUGGAGACUGGGUUACACAGUUGCAAUACUAUGAUUCCAUUAAAGCAGUGAUUUCUACCUCCAACCAUGAACCUACAGCCUUAGUAAUAGGAUGUACUGUGGGAACUACUAAUGUUGAGCAGCAGAUGAAAGAAAUAAAGGACUGUGGGAAAGAUUCAAAAGCAAGAAAAGGGCAAGUGAUACAUAGAAUCCCUUCAAAGAGAGCUGAGAGGGAUCAGACUGUGUUUCAAGUCUACAAAGGAGUAAAAACAUUUGCAUUCUGUAAAAAAAACAACCUUGUAGUGACAGGUGGAAUGGAUCGAAUCGUCCAGAUGUGGAACCCUUACAUGUCUAGACAACCAACAGGCAUGCUCAGAAGUCACACAGCACCGAUCUGGGAUAUUGUGGAUCAGACCUGUUUAUUUACAGCACUGCAUGUCACUACACCCCAGGCACCAGAUUGCUUUAUGUUGCUGCUCACUUGCUCUUCUUUAUCUAAGAAUAAGGUCUCCUCUAGAGCCCCACUUGAUUGUUUCUCAUAAGGAGCCAGUUCUGUGCUGCAAAUACAACAAAGAGUUCAGGCAUGUGGUGAGCUGCUCAGAGGGAUCGGUGGUAAAAGUAUGGGAUUUUGAAACUGGGAAGCAUUUGUUUGAGUUUAGUGGUGCUCACGGAGGUGCUGCAAUAACCUGCUUGACCUUUGAUGUCAGUGGAAGAAGAUUAAUUACUGGAGGAAGAGAUGGAUGCUUGAAAAUAUGGAAUUACAACAAUGGACUUUGUUUGAAUACUUUGAAAAGGGGUAUAUCAUAGCUGUUGGAUGGGACAGAAGAAUAAACAUGUAUUUUGACUCUGCAGACAAUUUUCAUCACUUUCAGAAACCUCAACCCUAUUGGCAAGAUGAUAUAGUA
Molecule: messenger RNA, 1088 nt
Organism: Pelodiscus sinensis (Chinese soft-shelled turtle)
Lineage: Eukaryota; Metazoa; Chordata; Testudines; Trionychidae
Source: RefSeq, a predicted model, not a curated record